Sturnus vulgaris (Common starling) is the source of this 3466-nucleotide messenger RNA. RefSeq names its product WAP four-disulfide core domain 1 (gene WFDC1). The record is from RefSeq and is a predicted model, not a curated record. NCBI's taxonomy places the organism in Eukaryota, Metazoa, Chordata, Aves, Passeriformes, Sturnidae. Gene Ontology annotation, molecular function: peptidase inhibitor activity. Gene Ontology annotation, biological process: regulation of cell growth. Gene Ontology annotation, cellular component: extracellular region.
CUUUUCCCUUCCCAGAAGCUGCGCAGGGAAAAGCGGCUCUCGGAGCGCUCAGCCCUCUCUCCCUCCCUCCUUCCCAAACCUCGGAACCUCCCGGAUCCCCAGAGCCAGGCUCUUUAUUCCACCUCUCCUUGGGGAAAAAAAAAAAUUAAAAAAAAAAAAAUAAAAUGGGUUCCAGGCUGGUGCCAGGGAUGGGUUUGUGUAGGAAGAUCCUGGCUGCAGCCGUGUGUGUGCUGGUUCUGCUGCCGGAGCCGGGCUGUGCCAGGACCCUCUGGAAACGCGCUCUGCUGAAAAUGACCGAGAAAUACGAUGAUUAUGAGUACCCUCUUCAUUCUCACAGCUCGCAGCAGCAGAAGAGUGACCGGUGCCCUCCUCCGCCGCAGAGCCUGCCGGAGCGCGCCUGCGAGGUGCCCAGCUGCCGCUCCGACUCCGAGUGCCAGCGCCACAAGCGCUGCUGCUACAACGGCUGCAUCUAUGCCUGCCUCGAGUCCGUGCAGCCCCCGCCAGUCUUGGACUGGCUGGUUCAGCCCAAACCCCGCUGGCUGGGAGGCAAUGGGUGGCUUUUGGAUGGCCCAGAGGAAGUCUUACAAGCCGAGGCUUGCAGCACCACGGAGGAUGGGGACGAGCCCCUGCACUGCCCCACGGGCUACGAGUGCCACAUCAUCAGCCCUGGCAACACGGCCGAGGGCAUCCCCAACAGGGGUCAGUGCAUCAAGCAGAGAGGAAACCCAGAUGGACACAACCUGAGGCAUAAGUAUUACAAGGAAUAUUUUGGGAGCAAUUCCAACAACUUGGUGGGCUAUGUGAAAAACCAGCAGAAACAUUUAGGCUAAUUGAAGGUGUGCCUGGCUGGACCACUCUGCCAAGGAAUGCUUUACCCAGCAGCUUUCUGGUCCCAGAUCUCCACAAGCACAUCUCCAGCAUCCCCCUGAUCCCUGCCCAUCACUGGCAAAAAAAAAUUCCAUUACCCAAGGAGCAGGAUGAGUCCAGAUUUUAACCCCACCAGGAAGGGGAGGAAGGUCAUCCCCUGAAGGAAAUCACUGCUUAUCAGCUGCCCUCCUACAAAUGAAAUGCAAACAGCUCCAAGGGAUCCCUGCAAGCCACAGUGCCAUGACCAGGCUGCUGACACAGAGCCUGCCCUGUACGUGCUCGUUGUGUGACCAAUUCAGAUUUCAGGCCUGGGAACACAACCCAGUGACGUCAGAAUUCUACCUAAAUAUCAUAUCUAAGUUGCUUUAAAAUAGGUGAGACUAAAGAGGUUCUCUGGAUCAAAUCCAGUGCCCGCCUGUCUUGAACAACUCCUUUAAAGAAGCCUUUUCAUCAGCUUAAAAUUCAAAUAAACCUGCAAGUUUCUUCUUUUCCUAUUUAUAUCCAGAUAAAAACCAGGCUUGACACCCACUCUAAAUGGCUAAACUCGAAGUCUUAAGAAUUUGAGGAGGUUUAAUCUAGGAGCAAAAACCAGCUUUAUAAAUGUUUUUAGGUUACUUUCCUCUUCUCAGUCUGGUGAGCUGCAGAUUGAGGGUUAAUAAUGGAAUAGAUUCCUCCCUACAAGAUCCAGCAGACACACAAAUGCAUGCCAGGCUUUGUAAUGUGCUGUUUUUAGCCAGCACAGUUAAUACUCACAAAAUCUGUGGUUUUGUACCUGCAAAAUCUCAGCCAGAGGCCUGAAGUCUGGAUAAUCUGUGAAAUGUGUUGGAAAAGCAAACCCAGGAUAAAUUGGUGUGAUGAGAAGGAUUGUCUGGCAGAUGGGCCAUGCUCCUCAGGAGUCCUGUACCUUUGUGUUGCCUUCCUUUAACCCUUAAGGUCUGGAUAUUUCUAUUUGGGCCUCACAGCUUCUUUUAGCUGUUUAGCAUUAUCCAAUGGAAAAUACAUUUUCUAUUAUUCCUUUCCCGUGGCAGUCCUGAAGGAACGGUUGCAUUUAUUGUGACAAAUCAGCCAGAAUUGUUUGGCACAAAAGUCACAUUUGCUCUAUGGUUCAGUCCACGUUCCCAUCUGCAUGCAUGAAAUUAGCAUUUUAAUUUGCACAGUAGUAGCACUGCCUAGAAAUACCCAAUUCACAAAUGCAAGUGCCUGCUUCCACUCACAAAAUACAGGAUUUGCUUUUCCACUCACUAAAUGGUUUCAGCCAGAUCCAAGACACCUAUAAAACUCUUGAUACUUUGCACAUGACAUUUGCAGCUGGAGAGAUGGAAGGUGCCAAACUGCUCUUCUGGUUCCCAUUUAAACACAGUCCUGGGUGCUUUACAGAGCAAAGGAACAGCUGAAGGGCUCCACAUUUUCCUAAAUAUCUUCACUUGUUGAACUCUUUUUUUUUUUCCAAGUGCAAGAUAUUAAAUGCAGCACCAUGUUUGGACAGCUAUUUCUAGAAUUUUAUCCUAUACAGCUUCCUGCAAUGAGAUCUUAAUUCCUGCUUGGACACAGGAGCCACAGAAACAGAGAAUUGUGGAAUGGUUUGGGUUGGGAGGGAGUUUAAAGCUCAUCACCUUCCACUAGACCAGGUUUUCCACGCUCCAAUCCAUAUUUUAUAGUUCCAAUCUGUGUUUAAACCAGAAGCUUGCCACUUAUCCUACUGCAGCCUCACUCCUUGGUGCUGCUCAGUGAAAUGGAUUGAUUUUGUUCAGCAUGACUUUUUGCAGAAAAAUAUCGAAUUCUGAUUAAAUGAGCAAAGCCCUCCAGUGAUCACUGCUAAGCCCCGAAGAGUAAAUGCCAAAAUGUUAUAUUUUAAUCUAAAAACUUCCUAAAACCUUGUGAGGAGCCAGUUGAAAAACUGGUGUUGAGCAUUCACACAUUUGAAAGAUUAAAACUUCAAAUCUCAACCUAAUCUCUCAAAGCAGCCCAAAAAUAUGCUUAAUUUGAGUGGACACAUUCACUUCAGUGUUUAUUUUCUUUGUAGCUGCAGAAACACAUACCUGACCACCUGGGUGGGACAGUACACGUAUUUUCUGCUUGCAAAAGUAAUUUUUAAAAGAAGAAAAUUGUCAAAUUAAUAAUUUGAUGAUGAAUUUCUGUUUACUGGGUGUUUCACAGCCAUCACCCUUCUUCGUGGUGCUAUAAUGCUCAGGGGGUUUUUUCCAAGUGAAUUCAAGCUAUUAAUUGUCAAACUCAGAAACAAAAGCCACAGAAGGGACUUGUCAAAGUGCUGUGUUUCCAACAGUGAAACGCUGAGCACUGAAAUGUGAAUCUCAGACACUGAAAUGAAGAACAGAGCAGGUGAGCUGUCCUCAGCUGCUCUUCUCUCCAAAGACAGAUGCUUUACCAGCAGCCUGGUGCAGCACAGUAGGAAAUGCCUGGUGUCGGUUGUUUUUAACAUUUCCAUGAACACUUUGCAGCAUGUUUGGUGCUAUGAUAACCUUCCUGCGUGUCACUGAGUGCUGACAAUGCCUCCCACAUCCCCCAGGGUCCGUGCAGCCCCAGGCAGCCCCUCCCCGGUGCUCACACACGUUCAGGUUCUGCUUUGGUGCUCAAUAAA